Messenger RNA from Actinia tenebrosa (Australian red waratah sea anemone), 1233 nucleotides. Its product is annotated as lactadherin-like. The record is from RefSeq and is a predicted model, not a curated record. NCBI's taxonomy places the organism in Eukaryota, Metazoa, Cnidaria, Anthozoa, Actiniaria, Actiniidae.
AUGAAGACCAAGGUCCAUUUGCUUGUUCUAGUUUUGUUGCUGUGGCAACAGCCAUCAUUAGCACUUGAAUGCUCAACAGCGCAGUCUCAGUCGAGUCACGUGCUAGUAAACCACGUAAUUCGGGUGACCAAGGCAACACGCUUUUCUGAUUGCACGCAGAAAUGUGGAGCUGACUCAAAAUGUCGCAGUAUUAACUGGUACCCAGACCACGGCCUGUGUGACCUGAACAACGCUACUCACCUCUCCUCCCCUGAGGAUUUUGUCCCCGCAAGUCAGGGAACCUAUUUGAUCUACUUUCUUCAUCCAAUGGCUUUUUGUAGUUUGAAACUGUGCAGUAAAUCAAGUAUUUCUUGUUUAAUGAACAGCGAUGGAAUCAACCAUCGAUGUCAGGAAUGCAAUAAAUCUCUGGGGAUGCAACGAGGCCGUAUUUCCAACGUCCAAAUCACAGCUUCGUCGUACUUGGGACGUAACUUUGAACCAUGGCAAGGUCGUCUACACAAUAGUAAGAGCGUGUGGAGCUCUAAGAAGAAUAUAGCGGGAGAGUACCUACAGAUAGACCUUGGUACUGUUAUGGCCAUAACUGAAGUGGCUACUCAAGGUAGACACGGUUCCAACGAAUGGGUGACCAAGUACCAAGUACAGUUCAGUCUGGACGGAUUUAACUGGACUUCAUGCAAUUAUGACAAUCAAGUCAAGACAUUCAAGGGUAACUCCGACAGAAACACCAUAGUCACCAACGAGUUACCAAACAAGAUCGAUGCAAGGUACAUCAAGAUUGUCGUUUUAGAUUGGGUACAUCAUAUAUCAAUGCGAGCUGAGCUGUACGGAUGUACACUAUACUAGCUAAACAAUUUCAAUACGCUUAAAAAAAAAGAAUACAGAAGGAUAGACCACACCCGGUAAAGUACGCCACAAGCAUCAGUACUCGUGAAAUGAACUGAAUGGAUGGAUAGACCACACCCUGUCAAAUACAACAACCAUAAGUACUCGUGAGAUGAACUGUAUGGAUGGAUAGAUCUAAAUACUAAAAGUGAUACUGAUUAUCAUGAUUACGAACCACUGGCACGGAUGAUUUUGGCAGAUGUCUGUUUCAAAAAAAACCCCAGCUAGAUUAUGGUCGCCAUGACACUUUUAAAUAGUGAUACCGCUGAUCGCUCGUCCCAUUCUCCCAUACCUUAUUUUAGUAACUUAACAUCAAAUCGGGGAAUAGCCGUUGUUGACUAAACCAUAGCA